Molecule: messenger RNA, 2457 nt
Organism: Aspergillus ibericus CBS 121593
Lineage: Eukaryota; Fungi; Ascomycota; Eurotiomycetes; Eurotiales; Aspergillaceae
Product: MFS transporter
Exons: 2
Coding region: 326-2044 (572 amino acids)
Biological process (GO): transmembrane transport
Molecular function (GO): transmembrane transporter activity
Source: RefSeq, a predicted model, not a curated record
UCCUCUGAACUUUCUCUUAGACUGAGCGACCUCUUCUUUCUCCAGAAUUUCCUUCCCCAGACGCCACCGACCCGAUCCGGCUCCGACGUGUACAGUGUUGACGUUCGUUUCGAUUAUCGCCUGUCAUUGUUGCCCCAGAUCCACUUCGAAUCCUGUUUUCUGGGGGCUCCAACGCCCCCCGCAUCGCGAACGAGGUAGUGGCCAUUGAGCCCUGUCAUCACUGCUUGAACCGUUAGUGAGGCCCAGCCACGGUAUCCGUUGCGCUCUCUGUUGGAAAUACUUUGAAGGCUGCCACAGGGUUGCGUGUUGCCCCUGUGUCGCGAAGAUGAGGACGGACGAGCACAACCCUCUCAACCGGCGACAUUCGUCCACGCUACACUAUCAGACGUUUGAUACCCCGCCGCCUAAGUCUCGUGGGAGACCCAACUCUGGUCAAUCUGCAUCAUCGGGCGAUGACUCGCAGUACCAACCUACCGAUUCUCACCAUGGACCGGGGCACGGAUCGCCUCUCCCGAAGAAGCAGAUGGCGGUUCUCGCGAUGAUAUCCCUCUGCGAGCAGACGGCCUUUAACUCCGUUAGCCCUUACCUGCCCGACAUGGCGUCAUCGUUUCCCGAGGUCGAGCCGAAUAUGGUCGGUGUAUACGUUGGAGCCAUUGCCACUGCAUUCGCCAUCGCACAGCUUGUUACCAAUUAUUUCUGGGGCUGGUUAUCUGAUCGAGUUGGACGGAAGCCGGUCAUUUUACUGGGUACAAUCCUCACGGCGGCAUGCUUUGUUGCCUUUGGAUUUUGCACAACGCUCUACCAGGCGAUUUUGGUGCAGGCUUUGAUGGGCGCCGUCAAUGGCAACCAGGGUUUGGUGUCCACCUGUCUGGGUGAAAUCACCGAUCGAAGCAACCAGUCGAAGGCUUUUACCUAUCUUCCUGUUCUUUAUGGCAUUGGAGGCAUAACUGGGCCGCUUUUGGGAGGCCUGCUGAUUUUCGAACAAAAUCCCUUUGAUAAAAGCCAGCGCAAUCCCUUUCCCUAUCUCGCCCCGAAUCUGCUCGCCGCUGGAGUCCUUGUUCUGGACUUUCUGCUAUCGAUAUUUUUCCUUGAAGAGAGUCUUGAAGACGCAGACACAAUCCCCAAUUUCAAGCAACGACUUCGUGCCAUAUUCACGUGGCUGUGGGAGUGGACUAGUUCUGCAAAGAGCGCGAGCCGGAUGAAGCCGCCACAUGCCUCCCAUUAUCGCCAUCUUCGUACACAAUCGGACGACAGCCAGGACCAUGACAGCGAGUUAGACUCGGCGUCCGAGGUAUCGGAGACCCGCCCGACUCGCCAUGAAUCAUUGACUAGAAGUGAGAUUUUCAACCGGGAUACUGUCUUGCUCCUCUUGACCUACCUGGUAUUCGCUCUGUGCAACGUUUCAUUCAACUCGUUGUUUCCCAUCUUCUCGCAGGCUUCUCCCCCGCUUGGGCGUGGUCUUACCCCGUCCGAGAUUGGUCUUGCGCAAGGAUUUUCCGGGUUUGUAACGAUCAUUUUCCAGAUCUGCAUUUUCGGCAAGUUGAGAGACAAGAUGGGAAACCGUUGGUCUUACCGAGCCGGUCUGUUUGGAUUCGUACUCUCCUUCAUCCUCAUGCCCUUUGUCGGGUAUAAGAGUGAUGGUUCCGGGAACGGAGUCAGUGGCAAGACUGCGCUCGUGGCCAUCGAGUUGUGCUUUGCGCUGCUGGUCAAGACGGUCGCAUCGGUUGGCGGGCUGACAAGUGCACUUUUGCUGAUUACAAACUCUGCUCCGGAUCAUGCUGUCUUGGGAUCCCUUAACGGACUUGCUCAGACACUUUCCGCGGCCGGCCGAGCCGUCGGGCCGUUCCUGUCUGGCAGUUUGUUCUCUCUAGCAUCCAAUCUGAAGCACAAGGGAGAAGCCAUGCCCUUCGGCGUGUUCGCCGCCGUAUCUUUUGUUGGAUUCAUUCUGAGUUUCGGGAUCCGAGGCCGCUCCCUGGAGGCCGAGGACUGGGAAAGCGAGAGCGACGACAGCGACAAGUCAGACGACGAAGCCUCCGGCCCGUGAGGGCCUCCACUCGUUCCAAUAAAGAUAAACAAAAGAAUAAUCUUUACGACCUCACGAUAUUAUUUACAAUUCAUAGACAAUCCUCGCCACCGAGCGCUCAAUUUUUGCGCGAUAUCAUUCUUUCCCGAUGCAUGCAUGCAUGGUGUUCGGCGUCGUGUAUUGUUAUGUUGGUCUGAAGCCGUUUCUGAAUCCAAGAGCUACCGAUCACUUUGGUUUCGGGAGUCUAGACCGUGCCAGUCUUUUAUUUUUGUCUUCCAAGCUGUAUCAAUAGGAAUUAGACUUCUGUUCAUGUAUCUUGCUAGACACAAAACGAAUUGUUGCAUCUGUUUCUGAGCUCAUUCAGCGCGCCCUGUACAUAUGCAUACUAGCCUAAUCUGUGUGGGAACUACAAAUAAAUCCAGCAAAAGACAUAU